This is a messenger RNA of Necator americanus (New World hookworm), 240 nucleotides long. RefSeq lists its product as uncharacterized. The record is from RefSeq and is a predicted model, not a curated record. Gene Ontology annotation, molecular function: nucleic acid binding. Lineage: Eukaryota; Metazoa; Nematoda; Chromadorea; Rhabditida; Ancylostomatidae. Bases 1 to 240 code for a protein of 79 amino acids. The transcript has a single exon.
AUGGGAAGUUCUACCGCACCCACCGUACUGCCCGGACCUGGCCCCGAGCGACUACCACCUCUUCCUAUCGCUUCAGCAUCAUCUGAAGAGAAGCGCUACGAUGAUCGCGACCACCUCGAAAAUAAUCUUCGGGCUUUCUUCGCCUCCAAGUCGCCGGAGUUCUACGCCAAAAUAAUCCGUGAUCUUGUGAGACGUUGGCAGAAGGUUGUCGAUGUUGAUGCAGAUUAUUUCGUCGAAUAA